UUCCCCUCUCUUCCUACCGCCACACCCUCCGAGCGGGCCGGGCUUCUCUGUGGGCCGGGCGUGGAGGAGGCGAGACCGAGGGAGGUCCGGGAAGCGCCCGCACUGAGGCACAGAGCCGUGGCCGAGGCGCAGCGCACGGACUCCGGGCGCCAUGAGAAUCGCGGACAAGGAGAAGGACGGUGCCGGUGCCGGUGCCGGAGCCGGAGCCGGAGCCGGAGCCGGAGGACAGGCAGGCGCCAAGAACGGCUCCACUAACCAGAACUGGAUUCCGAAGAUAUUUCAGAAGAGAGCUUGCACAAACUUUAUAGAAGACACUUCCAGCAAUGGCGCCCUCUGCCAGUGUGGAGGCACCAGGCAGAGUCACGCGUCAGUGGCGACGGAGGACCACUUUGGCGCUGCCAUCGUCAGCAAGUGGGACUCUGCCCAGCACACCACGGAGCUCCCCACGGACGCGUUCGGAGACGUGGAGUUCGCCGGGAAGAGUAAGAGGCUGAGCCAUUUCCUGCGGCUGUCCUGUAACACUGACCCCCAGAGUGUGUACAGGCUCAUGACCUCGCACUGGGCCAUCCCGGUUCCCAACCUGGUGGUGUCCGUGUGCGGAGGGGGAGGCAAGCUGAAGAUGAAGUCCUGGGUGAGAGAGGUGCUGAGGCAGGGGCUGGUCAAGGCGGCCCAGGGCACUGGGGCCUGGAUCCUGACUGGUGGUCUCUGCGAGGGGAUUGGGCGCUACGUGGGUGAGGCAGUACGAGAUCACGCCACUGCCAGUACGCAGUCCAACACCAAGGUCAUUGCAGUGGGCAUUGCAUCCUGGGGCAUCGUCCACAACAGAGAGCAGCUGGUCAACCCGCAGGGCUCCUUUCCUGCGAGAUACUAUGUCCAGAACACGUCUUGCGACACCUUCUGUCUGGACAAUAACUAUCAGGCCUUCCUCCUUGUGGACGAUGGGUCUGUGGGACGCAGUGGUGGGGAGACUGGCUUCAGAGCACGCCUGGAGAACUACAUCUCCCACCAGAGGACGGGCAUCUGGGGCAGCGGCAAUAUAGAGAUACCAGUGCUGUGCAUGCUGGUGGCUGGAGAUGAGGCAAUGCUGGAGAGGGUGGAUCGCUCCCUGCAGGACUCGACGCCCUGGCUGGUGCUGGCAGGGACGGGGGGCAUGGCCGACUUCCUGUGUGAGGUGCUGCAGGAGUUCUCAUCCAUCGAGCAGGACGAGCUGGCCGAGUUUCUGCAGGAGCUGCUGAAGAAACACUUUCCUCACAGCACUGAGAAACUGGCGCUGCUCACCGAGAGGGUCAUCCGGAUCAUGCAGAGCAGAGAGCUGCUGAACGUCUACGACGCGGAGCAGGACGGCUCGGAGGACUUCGACACCGUCAUCCUGAAGGCCCUGGUCAGGGCCUGCAAGCGCCAGUCCAGUGACUCCAGCGAGUACAUCGAGGAGCUCAAGCUGGCGGUGGCCUGGAACAGGGUGGACAUCGCCAAGAGCGAGCUCUUCAACGGGGACGUAGUCUGGAAGUACGCAGACCUGGAGGACUCCAUGACCGACGCGCUCGUGAACAACAAGCCGGAGUUCGUCCGCCUCUUCACGGAGAACGGCCUCAAUAUCCUGGACUACCUGACCUACGGCCGGCUGGAGCAGCUGUACUGCGCUCUGCCGGUCAACUCCCUGGCCCACCAGCUGCUGGACCGCCGGCGGCACGAGCGCCGGGGCAGCUCCCUGCACAGCCUGGACACGCCUGCCGCGCCCGGGCCCGCCCCCGCCGAGCCCGCGGCCGCCCCCGCCCGGGAGCUCACGCUGUUCGAGGUGUCCCGGGUGCUGCGGGACCUCCUGGGGGACGCCUGCGAGCCCUUCUACAGCAAGUGCCUGGGGCUCAGCAGGAGCUCCGGCAGCCGCAAGUCCCUGAAGCGCAUGAACAAGCUCCUGCUGGGUGACUGUUCCUACCGCCAGGACCGCUGCGCCUCCCCCUGGAUCGACCUGUUUAUCUGGGCGGUGCUGCAGGACCGCAGCAAGAUGGCCACCUUCUUCUGGGAGAUGGCGGGCGACUCGGUGACAUCUGCUCUGGCGGCCAGCAAGAUGUUGCGGGAGCUCUCUCGCUUGCAGUACGACACCGAGAGCAAGCUGAGCAUGAAGGAUCUGGCAAACCGCUUUGAGAAUCUGGCUCAUGAUGUGUUCAGCGAGUGCUAUAAGAACGACGAGAUGCGCUGCUUCCUCCUGCUGAUCCGCAGGUCUCCGUUCUGGGGAAAAGCCACGUGUCUUCAGCUGGCCACGGUUGCUGAUGCCCGGCUCUUUUUCAGCCAUGAUGGAGUGCAGGCCUUACUGACACGGAUAUGGUGGGGAGAUAUGGACAGCAGCACUGAGGUGUGGAAGUUAAUCGCCACAUUCUUCUGCCCUCCACUGGUGUACACCUCUCUCAUCAAGUACAGGGAGGUAGAGGAGGAGGUGAAGAAUGAAGAGCCGCAGGCCAAGGAGUUGGACAGUUGUGAUGGAGACACCAUCUUCUCCAUGAAAGACAUUACGAAAAAUCCAGAAGAAAUGGAGGAACUUGAGUCUCUCAAGGAGAAACCUAGAGACCGCCCGGCUCACAGCCCGGGGAAGCCCCGCCCCUACGUGGUGGCCCGCUGGCGCCAGUUCUGGUUUGCGCCUGUCACUUCCUUCCUGGGAAACGUGCUGAUGUACUUCCUGUUCCUGCUGCUGUUCGCAUCGGUCCUGCUGGUUGACUUCAAGCAGCCCCCCCCAGACGGGCCCUCCCCCAAGGAGCUGUUCCUGUACUUCUGGGUGUUUACCCUAGUCUGUGAAGAGAUACGACAGACCUUCUUCAUCGGCAAUCUGUCAGUGCUCAAGAGGAUGAAGGUGUACAUCCAGGACAUGUGGAACAAGUGUGACCUGACAGCUAUUGUGCUCUUCAUCAUAGGACUGUGCUGCAGGAUGUUCUUGCCUACAUUUGAGUUUGGACGUGCUGUCCUCUGCCUGGACUUCAUGGUCUUUGCACUGCGGCUCCUUCACAUCUUUGCCGUUAACAAGCAGUUGGGGCCCAAGAUCAUCAUAGUGGGCAAAAUGAUGAAGGACAUUUUCUUCUUCCUCUUCUUCCUGGGGGUGUGGCUGAUGGCGUACGGUGUAGCCAAUCAGGCGCUGCUCUACCCGUACGAGCCGCGAGCGGAGUGGAUCAUGCGGAGGGUCUUUUACCGGCCCUACCUGCACAUCUUUGGACAGAUCCCGCUGGAGGACAUAGACGCCGCUAAGAUGUCUGGGGAAGGAAACUGCUCUUACGAUGCGGAGGAGAUUCAUAUGGGCAUGGAGCCAUGCACCAAUACCUAUGCCAACUGGCUCGUCAUCAUCCUGCUUGUGGUGUACCUGCUGGUCACCAACAUACUGCUGCUGAAUCUGCUGAUCGCUAUGUUCAGUUACACAUUCUCCAAAGUCCAGGGCAAUAGUGACAUCUACUGGAAGUUUCAGCGCUACAACCUGAUUGUGGAGUAUCACAAUCGGCCAGCUCUGGCCCCGCCCUUCAUCCUCCUCUCACACAUAAACCUCUUAAUCAAGAGGAACAUUCGCAAAGUGCCCUCUGUCAAGAUACAGCAUUUCAUGUUGGAUCUAAGCAAACAGAAGGACAAUCGUCUCUUGACCUGGGAAGCAAUUCAGAAGGAAAACUUCCUGGCACAGCAGAACAAAUGCAAAAGGGAAAGCGACUCGGAGCGACUCAAACGCACCUCUAACAAGGUGGACAAUGUGCUGAAACACAUGGCGGAGAUUCGGGAUCAUGAUCGCAGACUGAAAGUGCUGGAGUCGGAAAUGGAGUACUGCUCUAGUGCCCUCUCCUGGAUGGUUGAAGCACUCUCUCAGAGUAAUGUCAUUAAAGCUACCCGUCCCCCACCCACCCAUAAAGAUCCCACCACCCCUUUGUAGGACGUUUGUAUCCAGUUCAUCAUGUGUCUCUUACAACACUCAUCUCCUGUGGAAUGCUGGCGGACCGUUUUCUCAGGGAGAAAUGGAUUCUUUUGACGGUCAUGGAUGACCAUCUUUAAUUGCAUUUUAAUUACUGUCACUCGUUUUAGAUUCUAAAAUGUCUGUAGGUUCAGAAAAGUAAAAGUAUCUGAUUUUAUUCCAAAGACUCAUUUGAGCAGCAGUUUAAAAUCUGUUGAAAUGGUUAAGUUAUUGACUGCAGGGCUGGACAUGUUCACUACAUGUGAUACUGCAUUUUCCUCCAUUAUCUAGCAAGAGCCUUUUAUGUGUCUGUGAAAUUCACAGGCGUGAAGGGGGAGUUCUCGUAUAUAACAGUUGUUCCUGGAUGCAUUAGGCAUUACUGCUCAGGCUGUAGAGUUGCAUGGAGAGACUCUGAGGCCCAGUUGCUCAGAUCAAGACUUGAAUAAACAUGUUCUAAAUAUCCUGAA
Lepisosteus oculatus (spotted gar) is the source of this 4380-nucleotide messenger RNA. It is a transcript of the gene trpm4a, whose product is annotated as transient receptor potential cation channel, subfamily M, member 4a. Gene Ontology annotation, biological process: calcium ion transmembrane transport. Gene Ontology annotation, cellular component: plasma membrane. The record is from RefSeq and is a predicted model, not a curated record. Gene Ontology annotation, molecular function: calcium-activated cation channel activity; ligand-gated calcium channel activity. NCBI's taxonomy places the organism in Eukaryota, Metazoa, Chordata, Actinopteri, Semionotiformes, Lepisosteidae.